This is a messenger RNA of Ylistrum balloti, 1399 nucleotides long. RefSeq names its product cytochrome c oxidase assembly protein COX18, mitochondrial-like. The coding region runs from base 10 to 1293 and encodes 427 amino acids. The transcript is spliced from 5 exons. The record is from RefSeq and is a predicted model, not a curated record. Gene Ontology annotation, molecular function: membrane insertase activity. Lineage: Eukaryota; Metazoa; Mollusca; Bivalvia; Pectinida; Pectinidae. Gene Ontology annotation, cellular component: mitochondrial inner membrane. Gene Ontology annotation, biological process: protein insertion into mitochondrial inner membrane from matrix; mitochondrial respiratory chain complex IV assembly.
UUCAACACAAUGAUUCCCAGGUUGAAUAAGUUGGCUCAUUCGUCGUGUUGUAGAACCAUCAGCGCAAAUGUCAAUAAUAUUUAUCAAACUAAGACACAUCCUGCCAUCUGUACGCACAGAACGGCCCUCCUAGUCCAACCAGGGAGUCAUUCUUACUCCACAAUAUCUGGUGUGUCGCGUUUGGACCGUUCUUACUCUUUGUCAGACGAACCAACAGAGAAGUACAGACAACUAAAUGCAACAAUACUUCCUAAACAUACACUCUUACAUACGUGUGGCAGACAUAUAUUGACACAUCAGAAAAGUUCUCCAUGGCUCCCAUGUGGGGUCGGUUUAGGGGUAACGGGGUCAUCAAGAGGUUUUACAGCGUAUGUAAGUCAUAUAUUUUACAAGUUGGCUGGGAUUGUCAUUGAGAGUGAGCCGGUUGGAGCGUCAAGACAAUUUUUUAUUGGACUCCAUGACAUUAUUGGAAUGCCUUGGUGGCUAACUAUUAUUUCCGGGACGUUGAUGUUUAGAAUGACACUGCUUCCUUUAGCUGUUAUCAUUAUCAAAUCUCAAGCGAAGCAUGCCUCAGUUUUACCAGAGAUCCAUGCCAGAGCAACAGAUAUUCAUUCAAAUAUUUUGGCACAUGGGCUGUAUCAUCAUAUGAAACCAUUUACAAUGAAGAGAGAAACAGCUUCACAAAUAAGGCAGAUGAAGCGUGAAAUGUAUGUAAAGCAUAAUUGUUCCCCAAUAAAACCAUUUUUGAAUGUGUAUGUCCAAGUGCCAGUGAUUGUAAGCUUUGGAGUCGCUCUGCGAUCUUGUACAGGACGAUUUGGACCGAUAGCGGAUCAUUAUUUUCAACCAGAAAUGAUCUGCGAAGGCAUCUCGUGGAUUUCGAACCUUACAGUUGCAGACCCAUACUGUAUAAUUCCAACAGUCAGCUGCUUCACAUCUCUUUUUGCACUAGAGUAUUCCAUGCUGCUGAGGAAGGUCAAUCACAAUCAGAUGAACUUCGGUGUUGUUGUAGCACCCGAAACAAAAAUGCAAAAAUUUUUAAACUACGUCACACGAUUUGGUCAGCUUGUGGUUAUCACAGUUUAUCCGUUUCUCUGCUUUGCUCCUAGUGCUUUAACCUUAUACAUCUGUACCACAAGUUUAUGGAGUGCAACACAGCUGCUUUCUCUCAACACCCCUGCAGUCAGGCGAGCUCUGAGCAUCACAAAGUCUAGGCUAGAUAGCCCUACACCUCAUAGAGAUGUGUUCAAAUUAUUCAAGACCAAAUAUUUCAGUUUUGCAAAGAAAUCCAAAUAGUCUAAACACAAACCAGAAUAGCUCCGUUGUAAGAUCAACAAACUGACAUAACUUUUUGGGAGGGUUUGUUAUUGCAGAUGGUGUUACGUAAUGAUUUAUAAUAAAA